UUCAUUAUGUUGCUGAUUUGUUUACCACUAAUCCUACUUAGUUCUAUUGCUUCUAGUCAAAUUCUAUAUCCUCCGCAAUUUACAACGAAUCGCAUUGUGGGCGGCGAGGAUGCAGCGGAGGGCGUGGCACCUUACCAGAUUUCUCUGCAGGGAGCGACAAAUGGAGCUCACUCCUGCGGUGGUGCCAUCAUCGAUGAACGGUGGAUUAUAACGGCAGCUCACUGUACGAGAGGCAGACAGGCGGCGGCUUUUCGAGUCCUUACGGGCACUCAGGAUCUGCGGCAGAAUGGUUCGAAGUACUAUUAUCCCGACAGGAUUGUGGAGCACAGCAACUACGCACCUCGCAAAUAUCGCAAUGAUAUAGCUCUCUUGCAUCUGAACGAAUCGAUUGUGUUUAAUAACGUCACCCAACCGGUGGAACUGGAUCAUGAGGCCUUGGUUCCAGAAUCCCGCCUCCUUUUAACUGGUUGGGGAACCCUUUCUCUGGGCGGAGAUGUUCCCACCCGUCUGCAAAGUCUGGAGGUCAAGUAUGUGCCCUUCGAACAGUGUCGGGCUGCCCAUGAUAAUAGCACUCGUGUGGAUAUUGGCCACGUUUGUACUUUCAACGACAAAGGACGUGGAGCCUGUCACGGUGAUUCUGGAGGUCCCUUGGUGCACAAUGGCAAGCUGGUGGCAUUGGUCAACUGGGGACUGCCUUGUGCUAAAGGUUAUCCAGAUGCCCAUGCUUCCAUUGCUUACUAUCAUGACUUUAUUCGCACUCAACUUAGUCUUUCGAAAACGGACAGCACCGAUGAUAUUCAAGAAGAAACUACUAUUGUCCACAAUUAGUGUUUAUGUCUUGUAUUUGAGCGAACUGUAUUGAAAA
Messenger RNA from Drosophila ficusphila, 865 nucleotides. Its product is annotated as chymotrypsin-2. Lineage: Eukaryota; Metazoa; Arthropoda; Insecta; Diptera; Drosophilidae. Gene Ontology annotation, molecular function: serine-type endopeptidase activity. Bases 7 to 828 code for a protein of 273 amino acids. Gene Ontology annotation, biological process: proteolysis. The record is from RefSeq and is a predicted model, not a curated record. The transcript has 2 exons.